Scleropages formosus (Asian bonytongue) is the source of this 3667-nucleotide messenger RNA. RefSeq names its product glucocorticoid modulatory element binding protein 1 (gene gmeb1). Gene Ontology annotation, biological process: regulation of transcription by RNA polymerase II. Gene Ontology annotation, cellular component: nucleus. Bases 155 to 2257 code for a protein of 700 amino acids. Lineage: Eukaryota; Metazoa; Chordata; Actinopteri; Osteoglossiformes; Osteoglossidae. The transcript is spliced from 10 exons. The record is from RefSeq and is a predicted model, not a curated record. Gene Ontology annotation, molecular function: RNA polymerase II cis-regulatory region sequence-specific DNA binding.
ACCGCCGCGCGUUGUUUACUCGCGUUUCCCGAACGGUUCCCUGCGCGUCGCCGCCCCUGACCGACUCCCCGAUGCCCUGACGGAGUGACGGAGUGACGGAGACGUCCGUCUGUAGCGAGGCCACGCAACCGCCGCCGCGCUCUCGUGUCAGGCGAUGGCGAAUGCAGACAUCACGGUGUCCAUGGGGGACGUGGUGGUGGUCAAGGCAUCCGCAGAGGAAGGCUGCCCAGCCAGCAGCUCCAAGGCUCAGGUCGUCCUUCAGCUACAGCCCAUAUCUCAGGGGAUGUGUGAGGAAACUGGCGAAACGGACGCUGCGGCGGUCGCGUUGGAAACAAACCAGGGAGCAGCUCCAGCCCAAGAUGAGGAGGUGGAGUUUGGCUAUCCCAUCACAUGUGGCGAGAGUAAGGCCGUGCUGAUCUUUAAGAAGUUUGUGUGCCCCGGGAUCAAUGUCAAAUGUGUGAAGUACAACAACCAGAUGAUCAGCCCCAAGCAGUUUGUACACCUCUCUGGGAAGGCGACCCUCAAGGACUGGAAAAGAGCCAUUCGCCUGGGAGGAGUCAUGCUCAGGAAGAUGAUGGACUCGGGCCAGAUUGACUUUUACCAGCACGACACCGUGUGCACCAACACCUGCCGCAGCACCAAGUUCGACCUGCUCAUCAGUAACACUCGCUGCCCCCUGCAGGGCACAGAUGUGCCGGUGCCCAUCAACCCACAAGGAAACGGGGGUCAGACGGAAGGACGGGUCAGCGUGGAGGACGAGAGGCCAGAGGAGACAGCAGCCACGGCAGAGUGGAGCUCUGGCACCGUAUCCAUAGCGAACGAAGCGGAAGCCAAGAAGGAGACGGACAGCAUCUCUGAGGAGACCCUAAACUUCUGGAAGGGCAUCUCAGACGUGGGUCUCAUAGGGGAGGUGGUUACCAACAUCCGCGGCAAACUGCUGGACACGCUGAGGGGGCUGCAGCUGCGCACUGUGCAGGCAGAGCCCCUGGAAUCUGACAUGGCAGUGCUGACCAACCUGGCCCAGGUGUUUGGACUUCUGGACACAGUGAAACGCACUCUGGAGAACCGCCGCCAGCAAAUGGACCUGAGCCAGGAUCAGGUCCAAAGCACACUAACGGGCCUGGAACAGCAGCUGGAGGAGCAGAAGAAGCAGGCACGUGAUUGGUUGGCCCGCACACAGGUCCUGCAGUGUGUGCCUCUCUCCUCCCCAAGUGCCUCCAAGCCGCCAUCGAAGCGGCCACGGCUGCAGCGACCGGUUUCGGCCGCCAUGCUGACCACGGGCAUGCAGUCUGCCCCGCAGUUCACCGUCCUCUCCCCCAUGACCUUCUCGUCCCUGGGCCAGCCGCUCGCCGUGACUGGCCUGCCGCUCGCCCAGCCGACUGGCACGGUCACCCUGCAUCCGCUGCCCGCCGGCUCCCAGCUGGUCACCCGCUACACGGCCACCGGCGCCUCGGCCUGCAAGGCUGACACAGUCACGCUGCACCCCUCGUCCACGCUGACCCUGCUCAGCACUGCUGCGGUGCAGGACUCCGGCCAGCUGGGGGCGCUGGUGAGCCCGGUGGAGCUCGUUCACCUGGCGGAAGAAGACAGGGAUGCUGGAGAUGCAGAGAAGACAGAGUCAGGGGACAGAGGGGUUGUGGAGAGGCCAGUUCUUAUCCAGGAGAGCACAGAGGAGGAGGCAGAAGAUGAGAGCCAGAUGCAUACUACGGUCAUUGAGAUUGACCCCGCCCCAGGGGAUCAUGUGACUGAAGCUAUGGAGUUGCAGCUCACAGGUGAGAUGGUGGGCGAUGACGAUGGUGCCGUGGUUGUGCAAGGAGAAAUGGAGAUGGUGGAGACGGUCCAGGAAGCUUCCGGUGUAUUGGUCCACGGUGAUGUGGUGGAAGUGGAGGAAGUAGGAGAAGGGGAAAGUUUGCUUGUGCACGGAGCGAUGGAGGAAGUGGAAGGUGGAGCCAAUGUGGUCCUCCGUGAAGACACGGAGGAAGUGGAAAGCGAAACCAGUGUGGUCUUUCAAGGUCACGUAGAGGAAGUGGAAGGCGGAGCCAGCGUGGUCCUUCAAGGACAUGAAGAGCAAGUGGAAGGUGGAGCCAACAUGGUCCUACAUGGAAACAUGGAGGAAGUGGAGGGUGGAGCCAGCAUGGUCCUUCGUGGAGGCAUGGAGCAGGUGAGCGGACUGCAAGUGGAGCAGCAGGGGCAGCUUCACAGGGUGCAGAUCGUGGUCAUUGAGAACGACGUUCACAAGCAGCGGGAGACUAAGUGAGAGACGGUGGCGCUGAAAGAGAGCGGCUGGAACUCAACACAGCGCCGCACCAAACCCUUCUUAUUGAGUGGCUGCUCCAGCCUGGGGGUCUUGCGGCUGUGAGGUUCCAUGACGAAGCUGGAAGCUGAUGAUCCCCCGGUUAAGACAUAAUCUCUAAACUCAUUCCUUUGUGUGAUUCCUUUAUUAAACUUGCAGGAGAUGUGGGCAACUUUCUGGCAUCUCUCUUCUUUCCUCAUGUCACCGUGGGUCCUGCGGUGACACCGAGGCCAACGUGGUUAGACGCCUGCGACCACCCCAUGGCUCCUGUUGCUCUGCUCCUCAUGGCCUGAGGUCUUCAGCAGACUGACCAAGGUGCCCUUCUGGGACCGCCUAAGGGGCGAGGUUCCUAGGUUGUGCGGCAGGUUUUGGGGGUCUAAAUGGGAUUCAGAUGGAAGCUGUGGAUCGUCAGACCGUCUCUGCUCCUUUCCUCAGCAGAACAGGUUCCGAAUGUGAAGCUGGGUCUUGUGCUGCCCCGAUUUCUGAAUCGCAGCUCGUUCCCACGCUCACCGUUAGGCAGUCGGGUCGGGCCCCCGUUAGAUGCGCCUCUGGUUCCAUCCGAGUGCUUUGCGGUCCCGAUGUUCUGCCGCCGAUUUGUGCGGGGCGUCUGAGCUCAGUGAGAAACUCUCACAGAUUUAGUUUUGAAAGCCCUCAAAGACUCCGCUAUGAAAGGUCGCAAGUAGGAAGCGAAAGGAUGGGGAUUAAUUAGACACAAUGACACGCGGAGAACUCCGGGUGGCAGCAGGCCGUCUGAACGGCACGAGGGCGUCUGGAUCCGAGCCUCACGCCUCCGUGGCUCGUACACAUCGCUAGGUGCCCUUUAAUUUGUGCUUGUCGUGGCUUUGCCGGGGGCCGCCGGGAACUUGCCGGCCCUCCUCGGCGCCUCGUAACCGCGUGGGAACGGGGCCGACGGGGGCAAAGGCGACGAGGCCGCGUGCGCUGUCGAGUCGACCGCCGUCCCUUUUGCCGAGAUCAACAGCAACGGCGGCAGAUUGUUGGAAGGAGGUGCGACUGACAAAGGUUUCAGACCGAACGAAACUCUCCAGGUCGUGUGGCACUCGUGUGGAAACGCGCUUCUUGGCACCGCUCUGCACGGAGACGUGGCAGUUGUGCUUUAGAGGUGUUGAGGAGCAUACGGUAAUAGGAAACGCACAAACGGUGGCUUCUGCACGUAGAAUCACAGCGGGAGUGGAAGUCUCUUCGUAAUGACAAAGAGUCGCUUUUACCACACUCACGUCCCUCUCUUUACUCACUGCUUAGGCUCUGUAAAACCUUGCUGUAGUGAAAAUACAUAAGAAAAUACCCUGCAAGACUUUUUAAAAAAAAUUUUCCUUGAGCUGCAUUAAGCAAGGAAAUGAACGCUUGUCUAACUGA